This is a messenger RNA of Lentinula edodes (shiitake mushroom), 945 nucleotides long. RefSeq lists its product as uncharacterized. The coding region runs from base 1 to 945 and encodes 314 amino acids. The transcript has 7 exons. Lineage: Eukaryota; Fungi; Basidiomycota; Agaricomycetes; Agaricales; Omphalotaceae. Gene Ontology annotation, molecular function: oxidoreductase activity, acting on NAD(P)H, oxygen as acceptor. Gene Ontology annotation, cellular component: intracellular anatomical structure. The record is from RefSeq and is a predicted model, not a curated record.
AUGCUUCAUUGUCCAUACGCAGUGCCGUUCGACCAGCGUAAGAAGCCCCAAUCAGUCUCUCCGUUCGCUCCGAUUGGAGUUGACAGCGCCAUGAAAACGCGCUCCAAUCUUCCUAAUUCGACUCCUCGCAAAAUCUUCUCGGAAAUUGCUAUUCCUGACCGCGUAGGCAUCGUCUCUGGCGGCGGACGAGGCAUAGGACUAGAGAUGGCCAUGGCAUUAUGCGAGGCUGGUGCACGAGCGAUAUACUGCUUCGAUAUUCACGAGAAGCCGACAGAGGAAUGGGAGGCCGUUAAGGAAUAUGUGGGUCGGUUAGAGCAGAACCCGUAUACGGGUUCACCCUCGCGUUUGGAAUACGUCAAAGUCGAUGUGACAGACCAAUCCGCUGUAUGGAAAUGUGCGGAGGAAAUAGGCAAUAAGGAAGGGAGGAUGGACGUGUGCGUUGCUGCAGCGGGGGUUUUGAAACCAGAGAAGGACGUGCUGCAAUAUCCAGGGGAUGAGUUCAGGGAGGUCAUGAGCAUCAACGUGAACGGCGUCCUGUUCACUGCGCAAGCAGCUGGUCAACAAAUGCGGCGUUUCGGGAACAAAGGGAGUAUCAUCUUGAUUGCUUCGAUGAGUGGAAGCAUCACUAAUCAUGGCCAUGCGUGGAUUGCAUACAACACUAGCAAGUCUGCCGUCCUACAAAUGACACGAAGCAUGGCAUGUGAGUUGGGCAGUGAGGGAAUCAGGGUCAACUCACUUUCUCCGGGGCAUAUUUAUACCAAAAUGACCGCCCAAUACCUUGAGCCACAACCACAUCUUGAGGAAAAAUGGAGCUCUCUCAACCCCUUGGGCCGACUCGGUCGAGUGGACGAGAUGAGAGGUGUGGCAGUCUGGCUCGCAAGCGAUGCCUCAACGUAUUGUACUGGAUCCGAUAUCCUUGUUGAUGGGGGCCAUCAUGCGUGGUAA